Messenger RNA from Penicillium psychrosexuale, 390 nucleotides. RefSeq lists its product as uncharacterized. The transcript has a single exon. The record is from RefSeq and is a predicted model, not a curated record. NCBI's taxonomy places the organism in Eukaryota, Fungi, Ascomycota, Eurotiomycetes, Eurotiales, Aspergillaceae. Bases 1 to 390 code for a protein of 129 amino acids.
AUGCACAAAAUCACCUGGACUGGCAAGCUGGCUCAAUGGGAGAACUUCAGGGAAGAUGUUAGCGCUAAAGUGCGCGAACCUUGGUCCCCGACCGUUAUUGAUCUUGCACUUGAAUCUCGUGAUCUCAAGCAGGAGCAAGUCUUGGUCGCCGAUGAACUAGGCGUUCGUGGACGGUUCCAACAGGCUGUUGGGCAAGUCCUCGGAACAGUCUUUCAAGCAGAGCUCGUGAAUAUUCGCUUUGCAGAUUUUAAGGCGGCUGGUGUUCCUUACUCCAAGACACCGGAUGUGGCUAUGGUGCCACGCGAGGGCUCAGCUAGCCUGAAAGCUCUGGGGGAGAUCAAAGUCCCCUGGGUUGACGGACCACAAGCUGGUGAAGCGGACUGCGUGUGA